This is a messenger RNA of Arachis ipaensis, 819 nucleotides long. Lineage: Eukaryota; Viridiplantae; Streptophyta; Magnoliopsida; Fabales; Fabaceae. The record is from RefSeq and is a predicted model, not a curated record.
AUGCUAAAACCUUAUGUGCCAAGGGCACCAUUUCCUCAGAGACUCAGGGGAGGUGAGAAAGAAAAGUCAUACUCAAGAAUUCUAGACAUGUUUGCAUCCCUUAGUGUCAACAUCCCCUUCAUCAAAACUCUCCAACAGAUGCCUACAUACAUCAAGUGCAUAAAAGACCUGCUGACCAAGAAAGGAACUUUGAAAGGGAGACAAACAAUGAUAAUGAAUAAGGAAUCUAGUGCCCUCAUCAAGAAGGACUUACCUCUGAAGAAAAAAGAUCCGGGGAGCUUUCAUAUCCCCUGUGCCAUAGGAGAUACAAGGAUUGACAGAGGAUUCUGUGAUCUAGGAACUAGCAUAAAUGUGAUGCCUCUGUCUCUCAUGAAGAGGUUGCAAAUUAAUGAGCAGAGAUCCACGGAUGCAAUCAUCCAAUUGGCUGAUAAGACUCAAAAGCAAGCUGAGGGAGUAGUUGAGAACGAAUUGGUCAAAGUGGGAAAUUACUUUCUCCCCACUGACUUUUUUGUUCUAGACAUGGAAGAAAGUUACCUCCAUCCCAUCAUUCUGGGGAGACCGUUUCUAGCCACUGCUAGAGCACUCAUAGAUGUGGAACAAGGAGAGUUAAUACUAAGAAUACAUGAUGAACAUCUCACCUUUCAUGUUUUCAAACCUACAUAUGAAUCUGAGCCAGAACCUAAAGAGCCAAAGGAUAAUCACAGCAACAUGUGCUUGGAGGAAAGCCACAGUGAACCGGAAACAGAGCCCCUGAAACAAUCCUUGGUGAAAAAGCAAGAAUUUCAAGAGAAAUGCACACAAGGAGUCACGGCUGAUUGA